AUGGCAAGUGAGAAGUCUGUGUUGGAGCACACUUUCAAGUUUCUAGAUCUUUACGUUCCUCAAUGGUUUGAGAAAAGGGACUUAUCGCAGGAUAAAUCGCCAUUGUUCAUUCUUUUAUCCGGACCUCAGGGAUCUGGUAAGUCCUACACCGCUCAAUUUGUUUACAAAUAUUUGCUAGAGAAAUAUGGUGAAUCGAAGAGGGUUGUACAGAUGUCAAUUGAUGAUUUCUACUUGACUCAUGAGGAUCAGAAAGAGUUUAGUGACAAAUUCGCAGAUAAUAAGCUGUUACAAGGACGAGGACUCCCUGGAACCCACGACAUUCCACUUUUGUCUAAAUGUAUUAAUGCGCUGAUUUCUGGAGAGGAUUCAAAGGUCAUUUUGCCUCAGUACGACAAGUCGAAAUUUAAUGGUGAAGGUGACAGGUGUGCAAAGGGCAAAGAAGUGACACUGCCACUUGAUAUUGUUGUAUUGGAAGGCUGGUUUUUGGGUUUCUCACCCAUACUAGAACGUCAGGAGAUUAGUACAAAUCCUCAUUUGCAAAGUAGUGCCGAAAUGGUCCAGGUGAAUGCGAAUUUGUUCUUUUACAAAGAUAUGUUAUGGAACAAUCCAGAAAUAAAAUCUUUGGGGAUUGUAUUUGCAGCCGAUGAUAUCCAUGAUGUAUAUAAAUGGCGCUUGGAACAAGAACAAGCGCUAAGAAAGACCACGGGUGAGGGGAUGACCGAUGAAGAAGUGAAAAAAUUCAUCGACAGGUAUUUCCCUUGUUAUCAGCUAUACUACGACGAUCUUGUAAGCGGCGAAGACUUGGGUUCGAUCGCUACCUUAACAUUAGGAAUUGAUUUGCAAAGGACUGUGUACUCGGCUAAAGAAAGAUGUAUCGAAUAG
Torulaspora delbrueckii is the source of this 882-nucleotide messenger RNA. RefSeq names its product putative ATP-dependent kinase (gene TDA10). The coding region runs from base 1 to 882 and encodes 293 amino acids. Gene Ontology annotation, cellular component: cytoplasm. Lineage: Eukaryota; Fungi; Ascomycota; Saccharomycetes; Saccharomycetales; Saccharomycetaceae. The transcript has a single exon. The record is from RefSeq and is a predicted model, not a curated record.